Molecule: messenger RNA, 2561 nt
Organism: Vigna radiata var. radiata (mung bean)
Lineage: Eukaryota; Viridiplantae; Streptophyta; Magnoliopsida; Fabales; Fabaceae
Product: homoserine kinase-like
Exons: 1
Coding region: 663-1514 (283 amino acids)
Source: RefSeq, a predicted model, not a curated record
UAAUAAGACCUGAGGCAUAUGUGAAGUGGAGAUUUAGUUUGGAUGAAGAUGUGGCCCUAUUAAGAGCUAGAGAGUGGUUGUUUGAUUCAAAUCUUAUCCAAGAGGCUUUUGGGGGAACAAAGAAGAAAGACAAGGGUGGAAUGGAUGAGCUUUUGACAAAUGACAGUGGGAUUCUAGAUCGAGAGAUUACAUUAUCAAAUUUUAAAUUUAAAAUAUGGGAGAGGUACAAAUUCCAAACAUAUAGAGACACACAACAUACGUUUUCUACUACUAGUAUAAAAUAAAAAUAUAACACAUUUAUAACUUUAUUAAUUAGAUACACGCAAUAUUGGUAAUUGUAUGAAAAAUAAAAACGGUGAGUAUUAAAAUGAUAGUUACCCUUUGGUUUAAUAAGUUCGGAGGUCCUUAUAUUUGAGGGUUUGUUUCAAUUGGGUCCUCCAAUUUUGGAAGUGAUCAAUUGGGUCUCUGAUUUGAUCAAUUUAAUUCAAUAAGAGUCUUUCCGUUAAAUGCAGUUAACGACAUUAACUUUUUUUACAUGUGUGAAACUGAGACAUCUAAGUGGCACCGUUGGACUGUGUAAGUCAAUAAUUUAAUAUGUUUAGUUUAAAUAAUAUUAAAUAUAGGUUUGUAAGUGGGAAGAGUGGUGGGAAGAGGAAGUGGAAAUGGCGACGACAACUUACUUCUUGUGUCCGUCUCCGACGAGUUUCAAAGGCACUGAGAUGCCGAUAGCAAGAUUCAGAUGCUGCAGCAACAGCAACGACAACAACAACAGUGUCUCGCUCAAUACUCGAACGGAGCCCGAACCCGUAACCACAUUCAUUAAAGCGUUUGCUCCUGCCACUGUCGCCAAUCUCGGUCUCGGCUUCGACUUCCUAAGUUGCGCCGUCGAUGGGAUGGGGGACAUUGUCUCUGUCAGGGUCGACCCACAGGUUCACCCAGGCGAGAUACGCAUCUCCGACAUCACCGGCCACGCUCCCGAUAAGCUCAGCAAAAACCCUCUUUGGAACUGCAUUGGCAUCGCCGCCAUCGAAGUCAUGAAAAUGCUCUCCAUUCGAUCCGUCAGCCUCUCGCUCUCCCUACAGAAGGGCUUGCCUUUGGGAAGCGGUCCGGGAUCGAAAGGUUUCUUUGAAUCGGGUCUCUGUGUGAUGAUUGUUGGUCCUUUGCUUUUUUUGAUUGCAGGUGGUCGUGCGAUGGAGGAUGAUGCGAUUUUGAGUUUUGUCACCAUGUUGCUGGAAAGGUGGUCGUGGUGGCAAUGCGACAUGGUGGUGCUUUGUGGUGCGACGCCGAUUUGGGCUGAUGAUGCGCACAGAUGGGUUCGAUUUUGGGUUCCUCUGGAUUUGCAGAUCUGGCGCAGAAGAAUGGCGAUCCUGGACAACUCUGCGACAACGGCUUGGCGAGUGAUUUGUGAGGAUGGAGGCGCAUGGAUGUUGGGUGAUGGUGGCUACCGGCGAUGGCGGCGUGGUCGCUUAUGGCGUGGUCACGCGAUGAUGAUGAAUCCCCCAACCAUUCUUUAGAUCUGGAAAGUACAUGUGUCGAAUCAUCGUGAUGCUAUCAAACCCACUUCAUUGUUGUUUGAUUCUUUUCUUGUUUUGAUUUCUUAUGCCAGCAAAGUCAGUGAUCAAAUCCGAUGACCCAAAUUGGUUUUUCUUCAGUUCUGUGGAUCACUUGGAAGGAUUAUGAUUUGUUGCUGUUGUUGGGUGUUGUUUAGAUAUGUUUUGUCAUAACACUAUGAAUCCCAUGUUUUUAAUUUCGUCAGUCUCUGGUCAUGACCUAAUUUUCUCCAUUUGGCCUUGUUUUGAUGAUGACGAAAGAGGCAUUUGGAGCUUCUGGAGGUGGCGUUGUUGCUCUUCCAAACCGACAACAUCUUCCCAAUCGCCGAUGAAGGUCACACCACCAACACUAGCCGGAACAACGAAAUCUACAGUUGUUUGGGAUCUCGCCAUGGAAGCAGAUUUCGUCUCUAACAGAAACUCAUGGGUGUUAUAUUCUGAAUAAAAUCACCGGAAUUGACCUUCGUUUGUCCAUGAAGACCAUAACUAAACCCAAUAAAAUGAACUCAUAUCCACAAAUUUUCAUCCUUUUUCUCUAACAUACAGAAACCAAUUCAAAAGCCCAAAACAAACCCAUUCCUCCUAACAACAGGCUUAACAAAAAUGAGAGAUGGGAGGCACGAGAGGUGCGCCAGACAAUUGGAUUGAGGGAUGGGCGUGGAUGUAGAUGUUGAAAAAGUGGGUGUGGAAGGGUGAGAAGAUUUCCUAGAGAGGAGAGAAGGUGAGGAAGAGGAAGGGGGUGAAGGUUUCCACACGAUAAUAUUUUACUAUGCCACGUGUGAUUAAAUGCCAGAUCACCAUGUUAUAAGACAAAAAAUUUAACACGGUCUACUAAAAUUAACGGAAAGACUCUUAUUGAAUCAAAUUGACCAAAUUAGGAACCCAAUUGAUCACUUUCAAAAUUGAAAGACCCAAUUGAAACAAACCCUCAAAUAUAAGGACCUCCAAACCUAUUAAACCUUACCCUUUUAAGGGGUUAUGUUAUCUAUAACUUUAAAUUUGAUCAAUGAU